This is a messenger RNA of Melanaphis sacchari, 1228 nucleotides long. RefSeq names its product transmembrane protein 41B-like. Gene Ontology annotation, cellular component: endoplasmic reticulum membrane. The transcript is spliced from 6 exons. Lineage: Eukaryota; Metazoa; Arthropoda; Insecta; Hemiptera; Aphididae. Bases 259 to 1083 code for a protein of 274 amino acids. The record is from RefSeq and is a predicted model, not a curated record.
GUAUAUUAUUGUUAUAAGCUCGUUGGUUUGUGUACAAAAUCCUCAUUAUUUUAAACAAUAAUUUAUUAUAACAUUAUUAUGCUGUACAUACGGCGACAGAUGACCGACGAAAUAGGAAACGAUGAGAUAUUGUCGAUUGUCAUCAAAUAAUCAUCGGUUUUGAAUUAUUCACAUUUUUUUUUCACCGACGAAUUACCAGCUCACUAAAAGCAUUAUCCGAUUUCGCUUAUUAGGUCAAAGGAGACAACAACACACGACAUGGAUGUGGAUCAAAAUGUGAAAAACGAAUCUGUGUCAACAGUGGACGACACAACAACAAUAACACAGUUAAAGAUGGAAAAUGACCAAACAAUGUCUACCACAAAAGCAGUGAUUAUAUUAGUGGUCAUAUUCUUAGCAUCUUUACUUAUUUUAGCAUAUUUAUAUUACAAUUUUCCCCAUUUGACUGAGGAGGAAAAAAAAUAUAUCAAAAUUCCACGGAAUACCACAGACAUGCAAAACUUGGGUAGAGUCUUGGAAGAUUACAAGGAUACAUACUACACUCAAGUGUUUAUGUCAAUUUUCUUCUGUUACAUAUUUUUGCAAACAUUUGCAAUACCUGGUUCAAUUUCAUUGUCAAUAUUAUGUGGAUUUUUAUACCCGUUUGUAUUAGCAUUAGCAAUCAUAUGUUUUUGUUCAGCAAUGGGGGCAUGUUUUUGUUACUUACUGUCAAUGACAAUCGGAAGGAGAUUAGCAUAUAAAUAUUUCCCAGAUAGAAUCAAGUCAUAUGCAAAAUUGGUUAAAAAACACAACGACAAUAUGUUCUGUUAUAUAAUGUUUUUGCGAAUAACCCCAUUUUUACCUAAUUGGUUUAUAAAUGUAUGCGCACCACUAGUUGAUGUUCCGUUAAUACCAUUUUGGUUAGGAACUUUUUUUGGAGUAGCAGUACCAUCUGUGUUGGUUGUACAAGCUGGACAAACUUUACAUCAGGUGGCAUCAGAAUCUACCUGGUCAUGGUCUUCCGUCCUACUCUUGGCAACAUUUGCUGCCCUGUCAUUACUACCAGUACUAUUUAAGGCAAAAUUAAGAGACAAAUUUGACUGAAAAAAAGUUGACUGCCAUAUUGAAGGACAUUCCAUUAGUGUAGUCUAGAUUCCCUACUUGUUUAUGCCUCUUCCUUAUGUCACAAUGUCUCAUAAAUUAUAACAUAAUAUAUAAACAUCGCAAAAUAAUUUAUAACAAAUUAAAA